UGGACAAAUCCCCAGCCAAAAAUCCUCCCAUAUUUCUCCUCCGAGCUAGCGAUCUCCUCCCCGACGCUACUUGUUAUUUUUCUUCUACUUAUCACCUCCGGCUUCAACAAUGGCUAUGGAUUACGACGCCUAUGAUGCACUUCUGCAUCAUAUAUUUAAGCAAACUCAGGGUGAUGCUUGGUUCAAGCCAACCGAGGAGAAUCUUUCUGCCGGGGUCUGUCUCCGCGUCGAACCCGGUCACUUCCGUGUAUUUCCUUACGAGAACAACUACCUUGCGCCCUUUGAGGCAGCCGUGCGCCUCUUGAAUCCCGUAGUCGCAGUCAAGGUGAGGAGUGCUGCAGUUCAUGCUGCAUUAGCAAGUGUCCCCGAAGAUGCAUCUGCUAUCUAUGUCGAUCAUAACACACGCAUUCAGAUAGUAGCUUCCAUGGCCAUGGUGCCACGGGCCGAGAAGGAACAGUGCGGAGCCUUUGUGCGAGACGAGGCUGUGCUCAUUCUCUGGUCUGACAGCUUAGACGACAUCAUACCCUUGUGCCGUGACUUUGAGGAUAAGCUGAUUAAGCUUGUCUGGAGACAACGCACCACUGUCUCCGCAGCUCCCUCCGACAUCAUACCGUCUACUGUGCCGUCGCAUGACAAUUUGCUAGCAACAAAGGAAGAAUUGACGGAAGAGAUACCUAUUACUGAGAAAGAACUCACAAAUAGAAAACCACAACCUAAACCGUCAUCACCAAUUUGGAAGAUCUUCAGCUGGAGCACCACUCGUCAAGAGCACCAAGGUGACGCCGAGAAAGGCGCGAAGAAAAUCCGUCGAACCAAACUCAUUGCCCCAUUCUACAAUGGGUUGGGCUGCGGUUUAUCACUCUUUUUCAUUGGUACUGGUAUCAGUAUGCUCCUGCAGGAGUCCAUGCUUGAUGGCCAGUGGAUUCGAUUUUGUUUACUCGUCACUGCCCCGCUGUCAUUCUGCGUUUCUCUGUUCUUCUCUCUGCAAAUUGUCGGCAAUGUCGGCAUGAUUAUCGGUCCCGUCUCCCAGUACUAUGAAAACUCCCGUUACUAUUCCGCUAUCAAACCCGAGGAGGAUAAGGAUAUCGAUUCGGCUCUCCCUCAUGUUACUAUCGAGCUUCCCGUCUACAAAGAGAGUCUUGAGCAAACAAUCGCGCCGUCUGUGUAUUCACUCAAAAAGGCCAUGCAAACAUAUGCACGCCAGGGUGGAACAUCUUCUAUAUUCGUUCAUGACGACGGUCUCCAGCUCAUUUCGGAGAAGGAACGCGCGGAACGUAUUGCUUUCUACGCUGAUCACAACAUAGGCUGGGUCGCACGCCCUCCUCAUGAAUCCUCUGCAGAUGGGUUCAAACGUGCCGGCCGGUUUAAGAAGGCAUCGAAUAUGAACUACGGACUCGCGCUUAGCUUGAAACUCGAGAAACAUCUGAAGGUACUCCUUGAAGCAGAACAACUAGGGGAGCUAGAGGACGACGGUCAACCUCUGGAGGAUCGCGCUUUGAAUAUGGCCUGUGAAGAACUCUUCAUUGAAAGUGGAGAGAAGUGGAAACCGUGGGCUUGCAACGGCAAAUCCAUUAGAAUGGGAGAGAUCAUUUUGCUUGUCGAUUCUGAUACCAUCGUGCCCGAGGAUUGUUUCCGUGACGCUGCUCGUGAACUUGCAGAGAGCCCCGAGGUUGCGAUCAUUCAACAUGAAUCAGAUGUCAUGCAAGUCGCGAACCACUACUUUGAGAAUGGUAUUGCCCACUUCACUAGGCGAAUCAACAAGUGUAUAUCCCUCGGUUGUGCGAAUGGCGAGAUAGCUCCUUUCGUGGGACACAACGCUUUCCUUCGUUGGUCAGCACUCCAGGACGCCGCGUUUGUAGACCCGGCUGAUGGGGAGACGAAGAUUUGGUCGGAAUCAAAUGUGUCCGAAGAUUUCGACAUGGCUUUACGACUUCAGCUAAAGAAGUAUGUCAUACGGUGGGCGACAUACUCCGAGGGCGGCUUCAAGGAAGGUGUCUCGUUGACGGUCGAUGAUGAAUUGAAUCGAUGGCAGAAAUAUUCCUACGGUUGUAGCGAGUUGAUUUUCAACCCCCUUGUUCAAUGGUGGAGGAAAGGUCCUAUCAACAAACAGCUGCGUAUCUUUGUGUGGUCCAAUGCACCGGUCCAUUACAAAAUCAGUAUGAUGGCAUACAUGUUUUCCUACUAUGGUAUCGCAGCCUCUGCAAUUUUGUCGACCCUCAACUAUAUCCUUCUUGGACUGGCAAUCGAAACAGACGGCUACUAUCUUCAUAGCUUUGAAGUCUUUCUCGCAAUUCUCGCCGUGUUCCCUGGCUCGGGUAACGUUGGCUAUACUCUUCUUGAAUACAGACUUGGGCAUCGUAGCAUGUGGGACUCGCUUGUUGAAACCUGCACAUGGGUUCCUUUCUUCUUUUUCUUCUUUGGCGGUCUUAGCAUCCACCUUACCACCGCUCUUUUGGCCCACAUGUUCUCAUACAACAUCACUUGGGGAGCAACGAAAAAAGAAGUCGAACGAUCGAAUUUCUUCAUCGAAGUUCCCCGAAUUCUCAAGCGCUUCUGGCUCGCCUUCACACUGUCUUUCGCCUCGUUCGCUAUGAUCCUUCUCUUCAGUUUUUCAAGUAUUGUCGGCCCGGAUUGGCUAAUUCCUGGUGAUUACUGGGCAGUUAUUCUCCCUCUUGCGCUCGUCGCUGGAAGUCACAUUCUUUUCCCUAUUGUGCUUAACCCUUGGUUGAUGAUUUUCUCGUAUUGAGCGGCGAGAAUCUCGGAUAGCCAUUUGUAUUGAUGGACUAUUGUCAACACGCUACAUUUCUUGAUUAUUCACAAGUCUAUUAUAGAGGUAUCAUACCAAGAUAUCGCGAUGUAAUCGCAAGAUCCAAUCAUUUAUUUUCUGGUAUGUAAUAAUCAUCUGUUGUACAUAUUACUUCGCACACAGUACAAGGAGUACCUACAUAUAUACUAUUUUAUACAUUGUUUCUUGUCAUGCGGCCCCGGGGCCCUAGCCUGAACUGUCCGCUGAGAUUUUGAUGUUGUUAUCUCCGCUCCCGCGAUACAGAAUUACAU
Messenger RNA from Suillus plorans, 3057 nucleotides. Its product is annotated as glycosyl transferase family group 2-domain-containing protein. Bases 110 to 2746 code for a protein of 878 amino acids. The transcript has 17 exons. The record is from RefSeq and is a predicted model, not a curated record. NCBI's taxonomy places the organism in Eukaryota, Fungi, Basidiomycota, Agaricomycetes, Boletales, Suillaceae.